AUGGCCUACAACGUCAACGUACCUUUUGGAAUGGCAGACUUGCCUACUCUUCCUCUUCAUCCUACUGUCAACUCCACUACAAAGAAGGGGAUGAACUCAUCAGAGGGGAAGGAAAAGCCUACUCCUGGGAGUAUGAGCGCCAACUCCAACCCCAACAACACACCCGCAACCAGCAAAGAAAAAGAAAAAGAAAAGGAGAAGGAGAAAGACAAAGACAAAGAAACUCCCCACAUCUAUGACUUUACAAAACGUAAAGGCUGGAGUGGCCUCCUUCUCUCCCAGCUCAGCGGGACGAUUCAGUUCGUCUUCUCUCCCCGGGGGAACGUCGUCUUUGUCAGUGGGUGCGUGAGGGAGUACCUGGGUUGGGAGGCGGAGGAAGUCGUGGAAAGAAAUUUGGUCCAUUUGUUGCAUCAAGACGACAUCCAGCCCUUUUUCGCCCACAUCCACCACGCGAUCACCACCCGGUCCGAGCUGGCAGCCUACACCCGCUUUAGGGCAAAAGACGACCGGACGCCGUUGUUUGAGGUCAGGGGACAUCCGUAUUUUAUGGGGCUGAAGGAGGGGGAGGGCGCUAGUGUGGGCGCGGGAGAAGAGGGCAGUGGGACGACAGGCACGGGAGCGGCGGGAGGUGGGGCGGGGACAGGCACGGGAGGAGGGGAGUAUGCGGGAUAUCAGUGUUUUUUUGCAAUGGCUAGACCGUACCCUUCCAAGCCGGCGGCUCUCCUUGACUCCUUCCUCGACCUCAAAAUAGAAAACGAACACCUCAGACAACGGCUCGCUUCCCUCUCUUCCCCCACUACCAGCAACAACAGUACCAGCAGGGAACGGCCGUAUAACGCUCUUUACCUCGAGCCGGGUGGAGUUUCUGCGGGGGUGAAACGGGAUGAGCCCCCUACUGGGUUGGAAGGGGAACGCAAGCGGGUAAAGAGGACUACCAACUCCUCCAACCCCAACCCCAGCAACCCCAACAUCAGUACCCACACCAAUACCCACAGCACCGCCGACAGAGAAAAACAGAAAACGUACGUAUGCGUCAUGUGCGGCCGUACCGAUUCCCCAGAAUGGAGAAAAGGACCCUUGGGGGCGAAGACGCUGUGUAACGCUUGUGGCUUGAGGUGGGCGAAGAGGAAUUCGAGGAGGAAGAAUGAGGAGCCUGGCGUGGGGGAGGAGGAGGGCACAUCGAGCGCACUUCCAAGCACAGCCCCGGGCGGGGAAAGCGUGCUUUUUGCUCCUGUUCCCCCGGCUGGAGGAGAGCUGGGUGGCGCGGGGGCGGGGGCGGGGCAGGGAGUGGGAGUGGGGGAAGGGUGA
Molecule: messenger RNA, 1308 nt
Organism: Dacryopinax primogenitus
Lineage: Eukaryota; Fungi; Basidiomycota; Dacrymycetes; Dacrymycetales; Dacrymycetaceae
Exons: 4
Coding region: 1-1308 (435 amino acids)
Biological process (GO): regulation of DNA-templated transcription
Molecular function (GO): zinc ion binding; sequence-specific DNA binding; protein binding
Source: RefSeq, a predicted model, not a curated record